Messenger RNA from Phlebotomus papatasi, 3986 nucleotides. Its product is annotated as xanthine dehydrogenase-like. The record is from RefSeq and is a predicted model, not a curated record. NCBI's taxonomy places the organism in Eukaryota, Metazoa, Arthropoda, Insecta, Diptera, Psychodidae. The transcript is spliced from 3 exons. Gene Ontology annotation, molecular function: oxidoreductase activity; iron ion binding; FAD binding. The coding region runs from base 993 to 3914 and encodes 973 amino acids.
AUUCCCAAAAAACUCUCUCAAGAGAACGGAUCAAAUUCAAAAAGUUUAGUGUUCAAAGUGUUUGAGCUAUGGAAGUGAAUUUUAAAGUGAAUGGACGUGAAUGUAAGAUCUUAGCUGGAGAAAUAUCUCCAGACACAUCCCUCAACACUUACCUGAGGACUCAUCUGUGUCUCACGGGAACGAAAUUCAUGUGUCAAGAAGGUGGCUGUGGAUGCUGCAAUGUAGCGAUCCAGGGAGUUCAUCCAGUGAGCAAGGAACAGUUCACUUUGGCCAUUAAUUCGUGCCUCUUCCUCGUGUAUUCCUGUCACGAUCUCAGCAUAACUACCAUCGAAGGACUGGGGAAUAAGAAGACAGGUUACCAUUCAAUGCAGCAGCGCUUGGCACAUUUUGAUGGUAGUCAGUGUGGCUUCUGUUCUCCGGGAUUCAUCAUGAAUAUGUUUAGCCUUUACAUUGGAAAAUACGGAAGUGUGACUGCAGAGGAAAUUGAAGACUGUUUUGGUGGAAACAUUUGCCGAUGCACGGGAUACCGCCCUAUCUUAGAUGCUUUCAAGUCCUUUGCGACUGAUGGAACGCAGGAUCUAAAAGAUCUCUGCGGGGACAUUGAGGAUCUUUCUUUGCAAAAAUGUCCCAAAAGUGGAAAGAUUUGUGCUGGAAAAUGUCGUAGUUCUUUGCAUAUCAAACCUGAUGACAAUGCCACUUGGCACAAGGUCUAUACUUUGGGUGAAGUUUUGCAGAUCCUAAGCAGUGUUGGAUCUCAAAAGUAUAGAUUAGUGGCAGGGAAUACUGCCCAUGGUGUUUACAGGAUGCCCUAUGAUAUUGAAGUUUUUAUAGAUGUGUCAUCAGUGACUGAACUAAGGGAUCAUACAAUUGGGAAUACUAUAGUCUUGGGCGGAAAUGUUACAAUCACAGAGUGGAUGGCAAUUCUUUUGGAAGCUUCUGAUCAAAGGUCCGGGUUCAGUUAUUGACGCCUCGUGAGAAAUCACUUGAACCAAAUGGCAACGAUUCCUGUAAGGAAUGUUGGUACAAUCGCUGGAAAUUUAAUGAUCAAGCACGAUCAUAAUGAAUUCAUCUCUGAUAUCUUUCUUGUACUGGCGACUAUUGGUGCUACAAUUACAAUAACCGAUACGAAUGGAGACCAUCAGACUGUAUCCCCUAGAGACUUCCUAACAGUGGACAUGGACAAGAAAGUGAUUACACUGAUUACAAUGCCUUGGAUUGCUCCCGAUCGAUACCGUUUGAAAUUUUACAAGGUGUCGGACAGGGCUCAAAACGCCACUAUUUACAUGAAUGCCGGAUUUCUCCUGGAAAUUGAUCAAGGAUCAGGAUUUGUGAUUUCGUCAACGAUUGUGUAUGGGGGGGUUAAUCCAAGUUUUGUUCGUGCAAAGUCAGUUGAAAAGUGCAUCAACGGAAAGGAUCUGUUUCACAAUAAAACGAUACAAUCUGUUGUUAAUGAAAUAUCCAGUAAAUUUGUCUUCGAUGACUCCCUUCCCAAUACAUCAGCAGAGUUUCGUCGAAUACUUGCAAAGGGAUUGUUCUACAGAGUAGUCCUAAGUCUAGCACCGAGGUCUAUCAUAUCACCUAAGUACCAGAGUGGUUCCAGUCCUAUCUAUCGACCUCUUUCAUCGGGAAAACAAACUUAUCAAUCUACACCGGCCUUGUAUCCACUGACUCAACCUAUUACGAAGGUUGAAGCUCUAGUUCAGUGCAGUGGUGAGGCCGAAUAUGUGAAUGAUAUUUACGUACACGAUGGUCUCUGGGCUACGUUUGUUUUGUCUAAUGAUCCACUGAAGACUAUCGCAAGCAUUGACGCAAGUGAAGCCCUAGCUGUUAAAGGGGUCAAGGCAUUCUUUAGUGCUAAGGACAUUCCAGGAGUAAAUUCUUUUACUUCCCAGAAAAAUCCAGCUUUUCCCAGUUAUCUAGAGCCUGAAGAAGUAUUCUGCAGUGGAAAGGUUCUCUUUCAUGGUCAACCUGUUGGUAUGAUCGUUGCUGAAAAAAUGUCACAAGCUGUCUAUGCUGCAGACUUGGUUAAAAUUCAUUAUGACAGUAAAGUAAAAGAUGAAGGAUCCAUAGCUUCCCUCUACAGAUACUUCAGGGGAGAUCCAGUUGAUAAAGAUAAGGUUCUGCCUACUCUUGAUGAUGUUCUCAGAGAAGACCGCAAGCUAACUGAACAUCGUUUUCAAACACCUAUUGUAAUAAAAGUGGCUACUCAACAGGGUAUAGGCCAGGCAGAUCACAAUAUCAAGGGUCACAUAUUUUGUGGUCCUCAGUAUCAUUAUCACAUGGAAACCCAACAAGCUAUCGCUAUCCCAACUGAAGAUGGAAUAGAUCUCUAUCCAAGCUCACAAUGGAUGGAUUUCGUAAAUACGGGAGCUGCUCAAGUUUUGGGUGUUAGUAAUAAUACCCUAAAUAUUCGGGUUCGACGCCUUGGUGGGGCCUUUGGGGCAAAGAUCAGCCGUUGUAGUCAAAUUUCUGCUGCAGCUGCUCUUGCAUGUUAUCAUCUCCAUCGGCCCAUUCGUAUGGUUCUGCCUAUGACAACAAAUAUGCGUGCAAUCGGGAAGAGGACCCCUGCAUAUUCUGAGUACGAUGUUGAUUUCACCAAUCUAGGUGUCGUUGUUAGGUUACAUUGCGACGUAACUCAUGAUUCAGGAUGUAAUACCAAUGAUGCGAUGGACUUAUACUCAUCCUUGUUCCAUACUAAUUGCUAUUCAACUCAGUCUUGGACCGUUGUCUAUCACUAUGUCAUUACUGAUGCUCCCUCGAACACUUGGAUGAGAUCUCCUGGAAGUACCGAAGUGAUUGCGAAUGCGGAAACCGUAAUGGAACAUAUUGGAUGGGUCUUGAAGAAGGAUCCAAUUGAAGUUCGCUUGGCCAAUAUUGACUCUACCAAUCCGAUAAGAAAGAUUUUCACAGACUUUCUGGUCUCAUGCGAAUACUAUAAGAGACUUGAUGCAGUAAAUCAAUAUAACAGUGUCAAUCGUUGGAAGAAACGAGGAGUUGCAAUUUCAUUAAUGCAAAUGCCAUUGGACUUUGGGGGUGUUUUUGAAACGCUUGUUUCUAUUUAUCAUGGAGAUGGUAGUAUUGCUAUAAGUCUUGGAGGAAUUGAAAUGGGUCAGGGUCUACAUACGAAAUGUAUCCAAAUUGCAGCAUCAGUCCUUGGGGUUCCAAUAGGAUUGGUGAAAAUUAAGACACCAAAUAAUGUCGUGAGUGCCAAUUCCUAUAUAUCUUCUGGUAGUAUGUCCACUGACACGUUAGGAAUCACAGUUAGAGCUUGUUGUGAGAAGCUUAAUGAGCGAUUAGCUCCUUUGAAACUUCAGAAUCCUCAAUGGUCUUGGGAAGAAAUCGUUCAGGCAGCUUUUCUUGCGAAUAUUGAACUCGUGGCUACGCAUCAAUUUAGUCCGGAUCAAAUAGCACCUUAUAUUGUCUAUGGUGUGUCUUGUGCCGAAAUCGAGAUUGACGUCCUAACUGGGGACUUUCAGCUUCGCCGUGUAGACAUUGUAGAGGAUGUUGGUCAGAGUAUUAGCCCUAGAGUGGAUGUAGGUCAGGUAGAAGGUGCCUUUAUAAUGGGUAUGGGCUAUUGGCUUCAUGAAAAACUUGUGUACAAUCGUAUUACUGGUGAACUGCUUACGGAUCGAUCCUGGAAUUACAAGCCACCAGGAGCUAAGGAUAUCCCUGUAGACUUCCGGGUAACGCUCUUACAAACAAUAUCUUCAGCAUCAGGUAUUCUAGGAUCAAAAGCUUGUAGUGAACCAGCUGUGUCUAUGGCCGUUGUCGUAGUAUCUGCUCUGAGGAAGGCUCUCGAGUCUGCUCGUAAGGAUGCAGGUGCUCCGGACAUAUUUAUAACCUUAAACGCCUCGACAACUAAGGAAGAUAUUCUUAUUCUAGCUGGCACUCCUAAUGAGCAGUUUGCUCUAUGAAUUUUUAUAAAUAUGCUUUACAUGUUCAUUGUACGACGAUUAUGUGGAAUAAAUAUAUUUUUCAGAGUUCAA